Molecule: messenger RNA, 1949 nt
Organism: Gryllus bimaculatus (two-spotted cricket)
Lineage: Eukaryota; Metazoa; Arthropoda; Insecta; Orthoptera; Gryllidae
Source: the annotation of a GenBank genome assembly
AAGUGCAAGAGACACAAGAGACGCCAAAGCACGCCAAAGAUUCUCCAUACCGCUCCUUACGUCUCUUUAAGACCUUCGUCUCAAUAUAUUAAGUGUCGAUAUAUCAACCUUUGUAUGGUUUUACGCUGGUUUUAAUUCUCGUGUAUACCAUAUCGCGCGUAUAUUGCGAUAAUAUAUUGAUCGUGUUGCUGUAUGUUUGCAAAGUUUGGUAUUCACGUAACCUUCAAGAUAAAACGGAUACCGUAAAACGUCGAAAGUGAUUUAGAUACUUGCUGGCGGUACGAGAUUCAUAGAUAAAUAGUGUAAACCUAUUCUUAACAAUGGUAGGUCAUUUAUCUCUUAGUAGAGACCAUCACUCCAGUGAUCUUGUUGCAUCUUUACGAGAUAUUUUGGAAGAAAAUAGUCUGGUUGACUGCAUGAUCUCUUCAGAAGGCCAAUAUCUGAAGGUUCAUAAACUGAUUUUGUCUGCUUGCAGUCCAUAUUUUCAGGCAUUAUUUAGAGAAGAAACUGAUAAAUAUCCCAUUGUUCUUCUCAAGGAUAUUGAAUUUGAAUAUCUGAAGCUAAUUAUUAACUUUAUCUAUUGUGGGGAAGUGCAGGUAUUAGACACUCAAUUAAAUUCCUUUUUAGAAGUUGCUAAGUUUUUGCAAAUCAAAGGGUUGAAUGCCAGCAGUAGAGAAUGCUCCCCAGAAAGAAUGUUUUCUGAACAUCCAGGGAGCACAAGCAUACAAGGAAAUGAAUCAGAUGAAAUACAGGCUACUAAUGAAAUUGUUGUUCAUGAUGAUGAUGAUUGCCAAGUUAUUGAUUUACCUGGUGCCUCAGCAUCUGAAGUACAUGAACAGCCUUGUGCAGACAGUGCAGAAAGAUCUUUGAUGAUUACAGAUGAAUCCACUUUUAGUUUGGCUCUUCAAGGAAAUAAAGUGCCAGCAUCACAAGAUUUUAUAAGAUCCGCAGAUCAGGAGUGGCAUUCACGACCUGUAUCUCCAGUGUCUAUUACAUCUAUUACAUCUGUCAAAACAGAGCAAUUAGUUGAUGGUGAGGAAAUCAGUGGCCACAGCAGGACGUGUUCUGAAAAUGAAAAUUUGAAUGAGCAUAUGGAGUGUGUUGAUUCGGAUGAAGUUAUUCAAGCUAACGAUACUCGGAAACUCGAUAAUUGUCCAUCUGUGAAUGCUGACUCGGAGAAAGAAGUAGAAAAUACAUCAAUUGUUCAACGCAGCAAUUCAGCUGGAAAGCGGGCGAAGGCGUCCCAUUCGAGAACGAACGGGAAGAAAAAAGGGUCAGCGCCGCCCGCCAAAAGAGAGGUAAGGAGCAGAGCGACGACUCCGGCCCCGGCCCCGGUGGGAGAGAGCGGCGGCGCGUCUGGGCCGGAGGAGGAAGAGAAGGGGCGGGAAGAGCAGAGGGAGGGGCGGCGCCCCGCAUCCGCCCCGCCUCGCUCCCAAUCCGACCGGCGCGGACGCUACACAUGCGCCGAGUGCAACAAGAGCUUCGAGUUCCGCUCCUGGCUCAAGGUGCACCUCCGCCGGCACACGGGCGAGCGGCCGUACACCUGCCCGGAAUGUCCGCAGACGUUCGCCAUCGCGCAGAACCUCAAGCUGCACAGGGUCACCCACUCCACCAAACGGCCGUACAAGUGCCCGCACUGCGACCAGCACUUCGCGCUGCUGCAGCGUCUCAAGAGCCACCUCAAGGUGCACACGGGCGUCAAGCCGUUCAAGUGCUCUGUUUGCGGCUACUGUACCGCCUACUCGAGCGACCUCAUCCGUCACAAGCGGGUGCACACGGGCGAGCGGCCGUACAAGUGCCCCGAGUGCGACUACGCUGGCAUGUGCUCCACGCACCUCGUGGCGCACCGGCGCACGCACGAGCGCGCGCGCGAGCAGGCACAGGAGCAGGCGCGCCUGCGGGCCGAGGCCAAGGCCCGGGCGGCGGCGCAGGAGGCCAAUGCGACCUGU